Messenger RNA from Plutella xylostella (diamondback moth), 2006 nucleotides. It is a transcript of the gene Ip6k, whose product is annotated as Inositol hexakisphosphate kinase. Gene Ontology annotation, molecular function: inositol hexakisphosphate kinase activity. Gene Ontology annotation, biological process: phosphatidylinositol phosphate biosynthetic process; inositol phosphate biosynthetic process. NCBI's taxonomy places the organism in Eukaryota, Metazoa, Arthropoda, Insecta, Lepidoptera, Plutellidae. Gene Ontology annotation, cellular component: cytoplasm; nucleus. The record is from RefSeq and is a predicted model, not a curated record.
UUACUCGUGGGCCGUGCCAUCGCCUCAGUCACCAGUGCGCAACGCCAAGAGAAGCAAGUGUUCAGUGUCGUCAACCUCUUUUUACUUUGAGUUACAUUUUUUUUGUGCUGUUCUUAGCUCCAACAAAGAAAACCUGUUUGAAACUGUCUGUGCAAUAUCCCCCGUGAACUUGUUUGAUACAGCGUUUGUAUUUUUAGUGAUUUUGGUCGCCUGGUACGCUCUACCUACAUAGUCGGUUCCCGUGUUGAGUAACAUUGAGUGUUAGUGUGGUGAUCGUGUCUGUUAAAAGAAUCGGAAGGUUUAACUGUGAACGUGUCCCAAUUAAGGAUUUCAUCACGAGCGGGUUAAAGGAAAUUUAUUGUCAAGUGGACAGCGGCGGCGGCGGGUCUGCCGAAGUGAUGGUGUACUCGCUCGGCUGGGGCAUGGGCGAGCCGGAGCGGCGCGGCGCAGAGCGCAAGCGGCAGAGCUCCUCGCACGCGCUGCUGUCGCCCACCUCGCCCUGCGACGACGUGGUGGACGUGCUGCCGCUGCACAACCAGGUGGGCGGGCACACGCGGCUGCUCGUGCUGAAUGACAGCACGGUCAUAAAGCCCCUCAAUAUUCGAGAAUUGCAUUUCUACCAGAACAUUCCCGAAGACAUCAAGAGCUUCGUGCCCCGGUAUAAAGGCGUGAUGCAGGCGUCCAGCGCGGGCGGCGCCAAGCCCGACAAGCGCUACUCGCCGUGCUUCCGCGACGACGGCCGCAAGCCCUCGCUCACCGGCAAGCGCAAGCGAGACGACGUGUUCAAAUUUAAGGUGCACCGAAAUGGCAAUGCGAGCGAGGUGCUCAAAAGCAUUGCUCACAUGGACAACUCUAACAAACAAUACUUCCUAAUGAUGGAGAACAUAACCUCCUCCUACAGUCGUCCGUGCGUGCUGGACGUGAAGAUGGGCACGCGGCAGCAUGGCGACGACGCCAGCGCGGAGAAGCGCAGCAAGCAGAUCGCCAAGUGCCAGGCGUCCACCAGCGCCGCGCUCGGGGUCAGGCUGUGCGGGAUGCAGGUAUACGACGGCAGCGGCUCAUGCGUGCGCCGCGACAAGUACUGGGGCCGCUCGCUCUCCGAAGCCGGGCUACGCGACGCCCUCCGCGCCUUCUUCGCCACGGGCGCGCCACUGCGCCGCCGCGUCGUGCGCCGCGUCUUGCAGGACUUGGAUGAGUUGAGGCAUGCUGUUGCCAAGCAGACCAACUAUAGGUUCUAUUCGUGCUCACUACUGAUAGUGUACGAGGGCGGGUCGGAGGAGGAGUCUCCGCCGCCGCCCAGCGCGCCGGCGGCGGCGGAGGGCGAGCGCGAGCCCUUCCAGCCGCACAGCGAGGAGACCAUGGGCGGCUACGAGGAGCCCACGGCGGGCGAGCUGCGGCGCGCGCCCAGCCCCGACUCGGCCGACAGCUGGACCGCCUACUGCAGCACGUCCGGCGAGUCCUGGCCCGACAAGCGCGCGCCGCCCGAGCCGCGCGUCGACAUCCGCAUGAUCGACUUCGCGCACACGGCCCUCGCCGGCGCCGACGCCGCGUCGCCGCUCGCCACGGCCGCGCCGCACCACGGGCCCGACUGCGGCUUCCUCACCGGCGUCGACUCGCUCAAGCGCCUGCUCACAGAGAUCCUGCAGCAGCCCUACAGCUAAUGAGACACGCGAGCGCCGCGGACACUACCCACACGCCGCCCGGCCGCCGCCGGAGCCGUUGUAUAUUUCGAAAAUGAAAAUAUAAACUAUAUUUUUCCUUAAAAUUAAACCGUUCGACUGAUGUAAUUUUAUUGUAGAGUAAUAUUCGAUAUUACUGUGUGAUUACAUGCGGGGGACUCACGCAGGGUAUUUUUUGUAUUAUUUACGCCCACCAUUACAACGCUGUUAGUCGUAAAGAUUCAUCUGUUGUGUAACUGCACGGUAAAGUCGCACUUAGUGAAUGUUGGCGGUACAAACUAUGUUACUUUGUUAAAUAUAAUUUGAUGUGGGACCCAGUAAGUAUAC